Molecule: messenger RNA, 2717 nt
Organism: Plectropomus leopardus (leopard coralgrouper)
Lineage: Eukaryota; Metazoa; Chordata; Actinopteri; Perciformes; Serranidae
Gene: psmd5
Product: proteasome 26S subunit, non-ATPase 5
Biological process (GO): proteasome assembly
Cellular component (GO): cytosol
Source: RefSeq, a predicted model, not a curated record
AUGGCGGCUUCCAUAGAGAGCUUACUGGAGGAAAUCUCCGGUGUUGAUGAUCCAACAGAGGAGCUGCAGAGUUUAAAAACAGCUUUACUGUCGAUUCCUGUCAGCGCGUUGAGAGACUCAGUGAGCGGGCAGCGUUUCAAUGUGAUCUUCUCUUUGCUGAACUCUAAUGACAGGGAGCAGGUUAAACUGUGUGUGGACAUCCUUGAACGCAUCUUAGUGGCCCUCAGCCCUGUGUCGCUGGCCCAGAACUACAGAGCGGAGCUUAAGGGGGGUCUGAUUCAUCCCAAUGAAGCAGUUAAGAUCCUGGCUUUGACACAGAUUGGGAGAAUGGUGGAGCACCCUGACGCAGCCACUGAAGUCCUCAACAACCACGACAUUCUUGAAGGGGUGAUCCGCUGCAUUGGAGAGGAGAAGAUGGCUGUGGCAAAGCAGGCCAUCCAGUCCCUGUCGAAACUGAGUCACUCCAAGCCGGGGUUAGACAAACUGUUCCAGAGCGACCUGCUGACGGUUAUGAAGGACGUGAUGGCCAUAAGUGACAUUAUCAGAUACAGAAUGUAUGAGCUGGUGGUGGAAAUCUCAUCUGUGUCUCCCAUUUCCCUCGGUUACUGUGCCAACAGCAGCUUCAUUUCUCAGCUGCUCGGAGAACUGACAGGAGAUGAUGUUUUGAUCAGAGCCACAGCCAUUGAGAUGGUGACCACUUUAGCGCACAGUCAACAUGGCCGGCAGUAUUUGGCCCAGCAGGGAAUAAUGGACAAGAUCUCAAACAUGAUCAGAGGAGCAGAGACCGACCCUUUCUCCUCCCUCUACCUUCCUGGUUUGGUGAAGUUCUUUGGAAACCUGGCCAUUAUGGACAGCCCUCAGCAGGUUUGUGAAAACUACCCGGCCUUCCAGAACAAGGUGUUUGAGAUGGCUUUGGACCCGGACCCUGCAAUGAUCGGCGUGGCUCUGGACACUUUGGGGUUACUCGGUUCUACUGUGGAGGGGAAGCAAGUCUUUCAGAAAACAGGAGAAAAGUUCAAGGCUGUGCUGUUGAGAAUGAGCCAGCUUGCCAGCUCUGGAGCUACAGAGCUCAGGGUGCGCAGCUUGGACGCCAUAUCUCAACUUCUCACUCUACAGCCAGAGCAGCAGACAGACGACCUCUUGGCUCUGACCGAGUCCUGGUUCCACCUUUUGUCUAACCAGCCCAUGGACAUGAUCAGCAACAUCAGCACUCAGCCGUUCCCAGAGCUGCAUUGUGGGGCUCUGCGGAUAUUCACAGCAAUUGCCUCUCAGCCGUGGGGCCAGAAGUUAAUGAUCAGCACUCCCAGUUUCAUGGAGUUCAUUCUGGAUCGUUCGACGGGUCAAACAAAAGAGGCCAAAGAUGCUAAGUUUGAACUGGUUGGAUCACUUGUGUGUUCGUCUACAGCGGCAGAGAUACUGGGCAGCCAGAACUACAUCCGCCUGAAGACGUAUCUCAGAGAGGGACCUUACUAUGUGUCAGCCGUGGCCUCAGUCAGCACAGAAGGAGCUGACUGAUUUAAACAAACUCAGAUACACUUUAUAAGUUUCUGGUUAAUGCUUAAGUAACGGGUAAGUGUCUGAAUAAUCUAACUGUGGGUUAACAUAUUCUACUCUGCUAUAAUAAAUUGGUUCUCUGAUAAAUGCAUAAACAGUUCUAACAAAUCGGUGUUCAGUCAGAUUUUUCAACUUAAAUUGUCAGAAAUGCUUUUGGAUGUUCAACAGUUUAAAACUCAGCUCUAUGUCAAGAAACAUUAUCCACUAAAGGAUGGUGUAAAUGCUUUGGAGGUGGUUAGAAAGACGUGAGUAAUUCAUCUUAAUUAACAAGCUCUGCCCGAGCCUGUUCAGUCUCAUUAACUCACUUUUAGCGGCUUUAAAAACACGGCGUGUUCUUUUGGGCCCAAUUUGUAUAUGGUUAUUGAUUCAUUACAACUAUAAAAUAUAUAUAAUGGAGUAGCAAGUGAAAUAAAAUAUAAGGAAGUAAAUGGGAAAAUUAAAUUAAAGGGGCACUCCACUGUUUAAUUCAUCAAAUUGAGUUUAUUUGUUUAUUAGUAAUAAGGACUACUACUACACUAUCUUAGUGUAGACUUAGAAAUGGCACAUUUAUAACUGGCAACCUGUGUUACAAACUUGAACUGUGGGGUUUAAGAUGCUAAUGAGAUGCAUUGUGGGAAAUGUAGGAUUUAGUGUGUUGAAGCUUGAGCCAUAUUAGAGACUAAGAUAUCUCACAAUCUACUGCUUUUAUUUUUUACUUUAUUUUUCUUAUCUGCCUCCUGUAAGUCGCCCAACUUAACAGAAUUGCAACACUAAGUCACGGGAGUAUCUGCUUAACAGUCUGAGCCCCUUUAACAUUAUUGCAACGCUCAUGUAACGAGAUGAACUGGUCAUCAAACAUGGUGCCGACAUUGCAAAGUCAUCAUUAGAAGAUAAUGGAUCAUAUGAAAAAGAUAUCCAUGUGAUGUGUUAACACAUAGAGCUACAGAGUCUUUACCAGCUACUUAAGCAAUAACUACAGGCUGAAACAAUUGAAGAACAUACUGUCAAAUGUUUACCAUCCCAGCACUUGUAGAAAUCCACAUCAUCAUUUACAGGACCUCUGGAUCUCAUCAUCACACACCCAAAUCCUUCAGACACUGAUUACAUUUUCUUUCGUGUCAAAAAUAUUUGUUUACUAAAUUGAAUGAUUUUUUUAUGUAAUAAAGAGGCUUCAGUCUGACAGC